Molecule: messenger RNA, 1308 nt
Organism: Chenopodium quinoa (quinoa)
Lineage: Eukaryota; Viridiplantae; Streptophyta; Magnoliopsida; Caryophyllales; Amaranthaceae
Exons: 4
Coding region: 923-1288 (121 amino acids)
Source: RefSeq, a predicted model, not a curated record
UUGUAUGAACAGCAGCCAUGGCAUGAGGGUCUUGGGCAGUAGCGAAGUCACCAACCAAACCAACAGCUUUACGAAUAACUUCACUAACAUCCUUCUUCCAGCCUUCAAAAAUCCAUGCAUUCCUUCGAAGCCAAAUCCCCCAUAAUAAACUCCAAAAAACAUCCCACCACAUCGAGUCUUUGUGACUCUUUCGCACAGACACACACCAUUCACCAAAAGUAUCCCCAUCAAAAUUCUCCACCUCCAAGCGCAGCGGGGAAAGAUACCAAAGAAGUUUAGCAUCUUUACAUGACACGGGCAUAUGCAACACACUCUCGACCUCAGGACAAAUCGGGUCAACAGACAUACCUCUUAUCACCAAAGUCUGUUGAGCAGCAACCGCCCCUUUAAUAGCACGCCACGCUCUGCCCUGCCUAUUCCUUCCUCAUGUCCUGCCUAUCUCUCCCCUCUCAUGAAAAAAAAAACAUAUGAUGGCUUCUGAACUUAGGGAGCAUAUUAUCAAAAUGGAAGUUGAAAAAAAGGAGGAUGAGUUGAUUUUUCAAAAACUGUACACCCUCCUCCUUCCUAGUACAAACUACCAAGUGGUUCAAUUAAGAUUUUUUGAGCUAGCGGAUGAUUUGGAGAAAGUCAAUUCUAUCAAUUGGUCUCAAGUUGUACUUAACAUCUACACAAGGCUUUGACCGACUCCAAAUCCUCUUUGAGUGAGAAUGGUAAAAAUCACCGUGUCUUCAAUGGUUGUUCCCCCAUUUUGGACGUUGUUUUUGAGAGGAUUUCAUGCAUUCGUCCUACUGAACAAAGUCAAUACAGUCUUCCCCUUAAGAAGUACUUUACUAGAAGGAUCGAUGUUUGGAAUCUGAAACAUUUGACUGCUGAUAAAAUAUUAUCCUGCGACGUAUGUCAACCUCCUCCCGCUCAUCCUUUGAUGCCACCUCGUGUGGAGAUGCCAUCACCGGUGGAGAAUGAGGCUGGUCAAUCACAUUGUUUCAAUAUGGUAUGUCCUGGAUUUGUUAAUGUUAACCAUGAAUUUCCUGUUCACGUCGUGCUUGAACCAAUGUCAAAAAGAGGAGGCGUCGUACGUACACGGUACUUCAGUAUAUUUAAGGAUCCGAAAGAUGGAAAUUGGUGGCUUAUAACAGGGUAUAUGAAAACCGUACAAGGGUUUUUGGCUGGGAAAGAUAUUGAAUGGAUUGGCAAAUUCAGCAACAUUUGUUUCAUUUGGUGGAGAAGCAUAUCGCCCCGUCGAUCAACCUUUACCACCUAUGGGAAAUGGUUACAGAGGUAUCGCUGAUUUAUUAUAUGCCGCUCUUA